Molecule: messenger RNA, 1364 nt
Organism: Nipponia nippon (crested ibis)
Lineage: Eukaryota; Metazoa; Chordata; Aves; Pelecaniformes; Threskiornithidae
Source: RefSeq, a predicted model, not a curated record
ACGGGGCGAGCCCUCCCUGCCGGGAGAGCCAGCCCUGCGGCAGGCAGCGCCAUGGUCUCAUGGAUCAUCUCCAGGCUAGUGGUGCUUAUAUUUGGCACUCUUUACCCCGCAUAUUAUUCUUACAAAGCCGUGAAAUCAAAGGACAUCAAAGAAUAUGUCAAAUGGAUGAUGUACUGGAUCAUAUUCGCACUCUUCACGACAGCAGAGACAUUCACGGAUAUCUUUCUUUGCUGGUUUCCAUUCUACUAUGAACUCAAAAUAGCUUUUGUAGCUUGGCUGCUGUCUCCAUACACAAAAGGCUCCAGCCUCCUGUACAGAAAAUUUGUUCAUCCAACGCUGUCUUCAAAAGAAAAGGAGAUCGAUGACUGCCUCGUCCAGGCAAAAGACCGGAGCUACGAUGCCCUUGUGCACUUUGGGAAGCGGGGGCUGAACGUCGCAGCCACGGCAGCCGUCAUGGCGGCUUCAAAGGGACAAGGGGCCCUGUCUGAGAGACUAAGGAGCUUUAGCAUGCAGGAUCUCUCGACGAUUCGCGGAGACAGCAGCAGCACUGUUCCUCCUUCGGUCACUGUACGAACAAGUAGCAAACAGAGCCAGCCAAAAACAUCCAGAAGUGCAUCGGAAGGCACUGGCAGCUCAGUGUGCACGUGUUGCUCGGUAUGCCGACUCCUCAGAGGUGUGGACAAUAAGUAUGAAAAGCCACCUGAGGCAAACUGUGAAACAAAAGACUCUGUGUUCUCAGAUGAUGAAGAGAACGAUUCAUUGGAUUGUGCGUCCAUGAACAAAAGGCCCAAAAAGAAGGAUCAACCCCUUGAGGCACCGCCUAGGACCCUUAGACCUCGCUUCAGGAAGAAAAGUACCUCGUCCUCUGCCACUGAAACAAUGUGAGUGCAAUGAGCCAAUAGCACCAAGAUCCACAGAAUGUCUCUCUUCUGCCUUAAAGAGCUACUCGUUAAUAACGUAGGAAACAGCAGUGGGAUGGAUGUGCUUUGAUGUACAGCAUUGUAGACAUGGCCUUUCUCUCUCCUCUCUCUGUAUCCUUCUGUUGUUACACGCUUCUCGCGUUUGUCCGUGACGUGGGUAGGACAGUCUGGCAGACACCUGCAGGUUAAGAGUCCUUGUUUCGUUUGCAGCGUGUAUGCCCGCUCACGCUAAUCCUAUAAGGCUGGACAUUUACAAUUCUCAUUUGUGUCUGCAUCGCUCUAGCUCUGUGAAUGCACAGUGGAAACAAAAAUAAUCAGUUACUCAUGAUGAUACAUUGACAGUGUAUUUAUUUAUGGCUUUAUCAUUAAUGAAGUGGACUUGCAGAAGCCAUGGAUUUCUCUUUCCUCCCUUCCUCCUCAAGGCUGUGAAUGAUGUAACAAAUG